Messenger RNA from Chrysochloris asiatica (Cape golden mole), 993 nucleotides. RefSeq names its product olfactory receptor 4S2-like. The coding region runs from base 1 to 993 and encodes 330 amino acids. The transcript has a single exon. The record is from RefSeq and is a predicted model, not a curated record. Lineage: Eukaryota; Metazoa; Chordata; Mammalia; Afrosoricida; Chrysochloridae. Gene Ontology annotation, molecular function: olfactory receptor activity; G protein-coupled receptor activity. Gene Ontology annotation, biological process: G protein-coupled receptor signaling pathway. Gene Ontology annotation, cellular component: membrane.
AUGUUUAUUUUUGCAGAGAAUCAGAGCCAUUUCACUCGUCCUGCCUGGAUCCCCAUGGAAGUAGUUAACAAUGUCACUGAAUUUAUAUUCCUGGGACUGUCCCAAGAUCCUAAAAUGCAACUCAUGUUCUUUGCCUUAUUCCUCCUCUUCUACAUCGUGAUCAUGGUGGGAAAUAUGCUUAUCUUGUUAACAGUUUUUUGUGAUACCCGGCUCCACACACCAAUGUAUUUUUUCCUCAGUAACCUGUCCUUUGUGGACAUUGCCUACUCAUCAGCCACAGCACCGAAGAUGAUUGUAGACUUUGUUUCUGAGAAAAAAACAAUUUCCUACUGGGGCUGUGUAACCCAGAUGUUUACCUUCCAUUUUUUUGGUUGUGCUGAGAUUUUUGUUUUGACUGUCAUGGCUUUUGACCGUUAUGCCGCCAUCUGCCAACCUCUUCGUUAUACGACCAUCAUGAGCGCCAAUGUUUGUUCAGUGCUGGCAUCAUUGUCCUGGUUAGGGGCCCUGGGUCAUUCCUUUGUUCAGACCCUCUUGACUUUUCAGUUGCCCUUCUGCAAUGCCCAAGUCAUUGACCACUACUUUUGUGAUGUCCACCCAGUUCUAAAACUUGCCUGUGCUGAUACAAGCUUGGUAAACAUGUUGGUGAUUGCCAAUAGUGGUCUCAUCUCCCUGGGCUGUUUCCUCAUUCUUUUGGCCUCCUACACAGUCAUUUUAUUUAGUCUUCGGAAGCGGUCUGCAGAAAGCCGGCGUAAGGCUCUUUCUACCUGUGGGUCCCAUCUGACUGUGGUGACUUUCUUCUUUGUCCCUUGUAUCUUUAUUUAUCUCCGUCCAUCCACUACCUUCCCACUGGAUAAAGCUGUGUCUGUGUUCUACACUACCAUCACCCCAAUGCUAAACCCACUCAUUUAUACACUGAGAAAUGAGGAUGUCAAGAAUGCCAUGAAGCGGCUAUGGGAUCGUAAAAUAUCCUUAAAGGAAAAACAGAAGGGGUAG